CUUAUAUAGACUCCAUCGCCAUAUCUAUUCCUUAGAACUAUAUGUAUUCCAUGGGUUCGGGAUUUAUCGCUUUGUCUGUAUGAGAACGACGUAGCAUGUUGGUUACCAGCCUUGGACACGACCUUAAAGACCCCUCUCCCCCCUACCCCCUUACUAUAUCCUACACACAGGAAUAUCCGGCAUCUGUAUUUAAUACUCCGUCGUCUCCGGAACAUCCUAUCCUACACCUGCUGCACCAGUAUCAACUACUCCCAAGUUGAUAAAGACAAAACAUGUCGGACAGCACAUCGAACGGGACGACGCCAUACGGGCGCCGUCUGAUCCCAACUGUUAUUGAUGAGGUUGCUGAGAGGUCACCUGAUAAACCGUGCUUUUCAAUCUUCAAAACCUCCAAACCGAAGGACGGUGUACAACAUAUAACGUUCAAAAGAUAUGCCAAUGCCAUCAACCGCGUGGCGCACUGGAUCGUGGAAACAUGUGGGCGCCCACCGGUUGGUACGGUUCCGACGAUAGCAUAUAUCGGUCCCAAUGAUGCUCGUUACGUUGUUAUGAUUAUUGCCGCAAGUAAAGCAGGAUACGCGGCCAUGUUUGUUUCUCCUCGCAACCCAGACGAGGCCCAGCUGAACCUCUUCAACAAGACGGACUGCAAAACUAUCUUUUUCCCACCCUCACACCGAGGCGUUGUACAACCAUGGCUAGAACGAUGGCCCAUGAAGGCGCUGGAAGUCGCAUCGUUAGAAGACUGGUUCUCAACGGAAGAGGCCCCGCAUUUCCCUUAUACUAGGACGUUCGAGGAGGCAGAAUGGGAGGCCUUUGUAGUGUUGCACACGAGCGGAAGCACCGGGUUCCCAAAGCCCAUCCCCAUGAGACAUGGCUUAAUGGGAAUAUGUGAUAGUUAUCAUGAUGUGCCAGAAUGGAAGGGGCGUCCACUCUACUUUAAAGAUAUGUGUGAAGAACCAAAAUGUUGCUUCAUGCCUUUCCCACUAUUCCACGCAGGAGGAAUUUAUCUCUUCCUGAUGAGAAGUGUUUUCUUUGAAACGCCUGUUGCUCUCGGGGUAGUUGAUCGCCCAUUGUCUGCCGAUGUAGUCAUUGAGUGCCUCGAGAAUCUGGACGUUUCUGGCGCGCUAUUGCCGCCCUCGAUUUUGGAAGAUGCAAGCCAUAAUCCCCGCGCUGUUGAGCUUAUAGCGCAACUGAAACUGGUAUCAUACGGAGGCGGCCCCUUAAGCAAAGAAGCUGGGAAAAGACUCCGAGAUGCUGGAGUAGUAUUGAGCACCAUAAUUGGAUCUACAGAACUAUGCGGUGUCCCUUGCUACCGGCAACCUAACUAUGACCUCUAUGAAUAUUUCAUUAUCAACUCAGAGUUCCUAAACAUCGACUGGCGAAAAUCAGACGUCGAAGAGAACGCAUACCAAAUGGUUAUUGUCCGCAGAGGCAAAAAUCCAGGAAUACAGGGCUGCUUCUAUUCAUACCCAGACCUUCAGGAGUUUGACACUGGCGAUCUCUACCUACCGCAUCCUACUCUUGCCGACCAUUGGAAAUUCUAUGGACGGUCUGAUAACAUCCUUGUUUUCUCUAACGGCGAAAAGCUCAACCCGGGUACUAUCGAAGCACAAGUUACGCUGCAUCCCUUAGUCAAGGGUGCGCUGGUGGUUGGCACUGGCCGCUUCCAGGCCGUGCUGCUCCUAGAACUUUUCGAACACCCCAAAGACGAUAACGAGGCAAAGGAAAUCAUUGACAAAAUCUGGCCUACCGUGGAGGAGGUCAAUAAGCAUACCGUAACUCACGGACAAAUCGAUCGUCGGUUCAUUUUACUCUCCAAGCCAGAAAAGCCUUUCCCUCGUGGCGGUAAGGGCAACGUGCAGAGACCUACAACGAUAAAGCUAUACCAGGACGAAAUCGACGAGAUCUACAAGACAGCCGGCGAAAUCGACGAAAGCGCAGUCCCCAUGGACACAAGCUCGGAGGCAGCGUUGAUGGAUUCGAUUCAAAAGACGUUCGAAACCCGACUUGAAUUCAGAGGGCAACAUCUCGAUCCGGAUACGGAUUUCUUCUCUAUGGGCAUCGACUCAUUGCAGGUCAUGAACUCAUCCCGCCUCCUCAGGGUAGGCCUGAAGGCUGCUGGCCACCAGAUCGACGUUCCUACGCGUGUGAUAUACACCCAUCCUUCUCUGCGUCGCCUGACAGCCUAUAUCUAUGCGAAGCUCGGAGAGGCUGAUAAAUCUACAUAUCAGAACGGCGUCCUCAAUAUGGAGUCCCUGUGGAAGAAGUAUACAACCGAUCUCCCCCAGUCUAAAGAGGGGCGUGAGGAUCCGCUAGAUGACAACCAGACGAUACUGUUGACUGGAUCGACGGGUAACCUGGGAUCUUACCUGCUAGACUCCUUGAUUAAUAAUCCCGCGGUCAAGAAGGUCGUCUGUCUUAACAGGACAGAGGAUGGCGGCGUUGUGCGCCAGAAGAAAGCGAUGCGAGAACGUGGUCUAAGCGACCCCUCAGACGAAUCCAAGGUGGAAUUUCUACGUGUGGAUAUGUCUGAGCCAGACUUUGGGUUGGGUGAAGAGACUUAUAACCAGCUCCUCAAAGAUGCAGACCGAAUUAUCCAUAACGCGUGGCCAGUAAACUUCAACAUGCCGCUGGAGUCUUUCGAGCCCUACAUAAAGGGAGUACGCAACAUCGCCAACUUUGCUACCGAAGCUACGAAGCGAGUCGCCGUUAUAUUCAUCUCGUCUAUUGGCGCAGCCGAUGUUUGGGACAGUAAGAAUGGUCCAGUGCCUGAACAACGAAUCGAGCAAGAGGAUAUCUGCAGUCUCGGAUACGGCAGAAGCAAGGCGGUCAGCAGUCUGAUCCUCGAAGAUGCUGCAAAAGCCGGCGACUUCCCCUACGCCAUCAUUCGCGUUGGCCAGAUCGCUGGCCCCGAGGCCGACGUGGGAGCCUGGAACAGACAUGAAAUGGUACCCUCUGUCUUCGCCAGCAGCCUGUGCCUCAAGGCACUGCCUAAGGAUUUCGCGAGUUCGUACCGGAUAGACUGGAUUCCAGUCGAGAAGAUGGCAAGCCUGAUGCUCGAAAUCGCCGGCAUAUCCCAGAAGGUAGCAGCCAGCGAAAUAAACGGCUAUUACCACGCCGUGAACCCUAAUCCCGUGGAGUGGUCAGAGGUAGCCCAGGCCGUCCAGGAGUUCUACGGAAAGGAGCGUAUCCCCGAGCUAGUCAGCUUCCAGGAAUGGGUUGCGAAGCUCGAGGACAGCGUUCAGCGAAAGGUGUUUGACAAGAACCCCGGCGCGAAGCUGCUCGAUAUGUACCGAGAUUUAUCCACCGCAACACACGAAGCUCCCUUGUUCGAAGUGACGAGGGCUCUGAAGCGAAGCCCGACACUCCGAGAUAUGACGGCGGUUACGCCGGAGUUGAUCCAGCUCUGGUGCAGACAAUGGAGAUUCUAGGAAAGGGAGGAUAGAGAUGUAGGUACGCUUUUACUUGUAUGACUAAGGUGGAUAGAGCUUUGAAAGCUCUCCGGUAUGAUGUAGAUAGCAGUUCGAGUGCAUUAAGGAGUAUUUGGAUAUAGCUAUAAUAAUUUCUUAUUGACUACCUAAGUAACUACAAAGAGUCUUACUCUAAUAAGUCUCCUUGUUACCCAUCAUACCUACAUAACACCCAUGUGUUUGCGGCUCGAAUAUCCUAAUAAU
Messenger RNA from Hypoxylon fragiforme, 3674 nucleotides. RefSeq names its product acetyl-CoA synthetase-like protein. Gene Ontology annotation, molecular function: phosphopantetheine binding. The coding region runs from base 273 to 3431 and encodes 1052 amino acids. The transcript has 10 exons. NCBI's taxonomy places the organism in Eukaryota, Fungi, Ascomycota, Sordariomycetes, Xylariales, Hypoxylaceae. The record is from RefSeq and is a predicted model, not a curated record.